This is a messenger RNA of Aspergillus nomiae NRRL 13137, 1596 nucleotides long. Its product is annotated as PAN-complex poly(A)-binding subunit PAN3. The coding region runs from base 1 to 1596 and encodes 531 amino acids. Gene Ontology annotation, biological process: nuclear-transcribed mRNA poly(A) tail shortening; mRNA processing; protein phosphorylation. The record is from RefSeq and is a predicted model, not a curated record. Gene Ontology annotation, molecular function: poly(A) binding; protein kinase activity; ATP binding. The transcript has 5 exons. Gene Ontology annotation, cellular component: P-body; PAN complex. NCBI's taxonomy places the organism in Eukaryota, Fungi, Ascomycota, Eurotiomycetes, Eurotiales, Aspergillaceae.
AUGACGCCGGACUGGUCUGUGGCUGAAGUGCAGGAAUUCGUGCCUCAGGGCUUCGAUACUACCCACAUGGCCUCUCUCCAAGGAAACAGUAACGGUGGCGUUCCUUCGACGAGCCCAUUUGAUCCUUUUGUGACAGCUUCGAACCCCCUUUCCGCUGCGAGUGCGGUCGGACCAGUCCAGGCAAACCCUUUUGCACAUGAUACUGCGGCGGCUGCUGCUGCGCUGGGCGGCGCCUUUUUCGCCGGACAGUCUGGCUUCCAGCAACCAGUCCAGUAUCAUUUGUACGCUCCUAUUGGCCCUCAUAGCCAAAACACUCUGGGUUACCAACGGAAUGUUCAUGAUCUUUUCCUUCCCAAUGACUUCCGGGAGGAACUGCAGAAGAAAGCCGCAGCUACACUACAAACCUUGCCAAACACCCAACUACCCGCUCAAGUCGAUUACUUCCAUUCCCUUGUCCCAUUGGACUUAAAUCAUCAGAAGAACGCAACCAUUUUUGGCUUCCCCAGUUGGGUAUACAAAGCGCAGUCCGGCAAAGAUGGUAAUUUCUAUGCUCUUCGAAGACUAGAAGGUUUUCGCUUGACAAAUGAGAAAGCGAUCCGAUCGGUUCAGGCGUGGAAACGAGUUUGUAAUGGAAGCGUAGUAACGGUCCACGAUGCGUUUACCAGCAGGAGCUUCCAAGACAGCUCGCUGAUCUUUGUCACUGACUACCACCCUCUCUCCAAAACACUUGCCGAACAACACUUGGGUGCUGGAAAUAGGUUUCAAGGUCGGCAUAAUACGCACAUUCCGGAGCAGGUCCUGUGGGGGUAUAUGACCCAGAUCGCAAACGGCCUCAAGGCCAUCCACAGCAACGGGCUUGCCGCAAGGAUUCUUGAUCCCAGUAAAGUUCUCGUCACCGGCAAGAACCGCAUUCGCCUGAACGCCUGUGCUAUCAUGGAUGUGGUCCAGUAUGAUACCCAGCGGUCAAUCGCAGACCUCCAACGCCAGGACCUGGUUAAUUUCGGGCAACUCAUUAUGACUUUGGGCGCCAAUACGCCCAGUGUCAUGCAUAACCCCACCAAAGCUAUGGAGCAUUUCACCCGUGCUUACAGUCCACAACUCAAAAAUUCGGUGUUCUGGUUGCUAAAUGGACUGCAAAAGGAUCAAGACCGAAAUAUUGACAUCUUCAUAACUGGCAUUUCUUCACAAUUAAUGUCAACAUUCGACUCGGCGCUUCAUAUGGACGAUGAACUGACGUCGGACUUGAGCCGGGAACUUGAGAAUGGCCGUUUGGUCCGUCUGGUGACCAAGUUGAACUUCGUCAACGAGCGGCCGGAGUAUGAGCACGACCGGCAGUGGUCAGAGAACGGGGAGCGAUACUUCCUCAAGAUGUUCCGCGACUACGUUUUCCAUCAAGUUGAUGCUCAGGGUGACCCGGUCGUGGACCUUGGUCAUGUGCUUUCCUGUCUGAAUAAGUUGGAUGCGGGCACCGAUGAGAAAAUCACCUUGGUGAGUCGCGAUGAACAAAGUUGCUUUGUCGUUAGCUACAAAGACAUCAAGAAAGCAUUGGAGUCGUCAUUUCAGGCGCUCCUGAAGCCAACCAGAAGGCUUCAUUAA